ACUGAUAGCUACAGAGGAAAAGACAACCUGCAUAAAGAACCCCAGAACCUGCAUGAGCUGCGAGUCUUCCUCGGGAUGUGCGGAUGGUGCUGCCUGUGGAUCAUGGACUAUGGACUAACUGCAAAACCCCUGAAUGAAGCCCACAAGACACAGCCGUUUACCUGGGGCAAACCACAGGAGGAGACCUUCCUCAAACUGAAGGAGGCAUUGACAACAGCUCCAGCAUUAGGAUUGCCUGACCUAUCCAAAGAUUUUCAGCUGUUUGUGCAUGAAAGACUACACCUAGCACAGGGAGUGCUGACCCAAGGUUUGGGAAGCUGGAAAAGGCUGGUAAGCUCCUUCUCCAAACAACUUGACCACGUGAGUGCUGGAUGGCCUUCGUGCCUGUGGGCAGUUCCAGCCACCGUGAUGCUGCCACAAGAAACUAGGAAACUCACGAUGGGUAGACACAUAGAUGUCUAUGUGCCACACAUGGUGAGCUCUGUUUUCGAACAAAAGGGGAGCCAUUGGCUAUCUCCAAGCAGGAUGAUGAAAUUCCAGGCAAUCCUGACUGAGCAGGAUGAUGUCACACUAAAGACAACUAACCUCUUGAAUCCAGCUUUGUUCCCAGGUACCACAACUGAAGAAGGCCCAUUAGAGCAUGGCUGUGUAGAAGUAAUAGAGUACAGCUAUUCAGCAAGAGAAGACCUGAAAGACAUCCCACUGGAGCAACCAGAGUGAGAGCUAUUCACAGAUGGAAGCAGCUUGGUGGAGAACAGGACCAGAUACGCUGGAUAUGCGGUAACAACAGUCAGUACAAUUGUGGAGGCAAAAGCAUUAUCAGCAAAUACAUCUGCCCAGAGGGCAGAACUGGUUGCCUUAACCAGAACACUAGAAUUGAGUAAAGGGAAAUCAAAAAGCAGACUGGACAGCCCGACAGAUUGCUCGAGAAGUGCAAACAACAAUGGCAUUGAUACCUUUAAAGAUUAAUGUAUCUCAAUUUAAUUUGCCUCCAAAACCAAAAUAUUCAAUAGAAGAUGAGAAACUGGGACAUUUUCUAAAUGCACAAA
Cyanistes caeruleus (blue tit) is the source of this 1049-nucleotide messenger RNA. Lineage: Eukaryota; Metazoa; Chordata; Aves; Passeriformes; Paridae. The record is from RefSeq and is a predicted model, not a curated record.